CGCCGCUGCCGGAUGACGUACGAAUCAAACAUGGCCGCCCCCUCUGAGUGCCAACGAGUGUAGAGUGUUUCUCUCAAUUUGAAGUGUUUAAAGCGGUCACAUCUGAGCGAUAAUACUUACCCGGGACAAAAUGGAGAAACUUCUGCUAUCUGCUGAGGAAAAAGAGAGAGAGGAGGAAGAGAUUGAGGCGGAAGGUAAAGAAGAAGAUGAUGAUGAUGAUCACGAAGAACAGGAGGAAGAUGUCGAGGAAAAGAAUGAUUCUGGUGAGAUAAAAAAGGAGCAACAGGCAAAGGCAAAAGCCCCAAAUAAAACAAAGAAGGUUCCCGUACCCGCUCAGACUAAAGACAAAGACCAGGACAGUGUCCUGAACCUCAACAAUGAGGUGGUGAAGAUGAGGAAGGAGGUGAAGAGGGUGCGAGUACUGAUCAUCAGGAGGCUGAUACGACAGAUCAGUGCCUCGAAGAAGAAGAAGGGGAAUGAGGCACAAGUUGAGAAGAGUCAGAGGAAAGCUGCCAGAAUGCUGGAGGAGAUCCACGCCAUGAAGGUUCUCAGACCAGACGUGGUGACCAAGACAGCCUUGCAGAAGAAUCUCAACUUUGAGCAGGUGUGUAGAGACCCCAAGUCUAGUAUUGUUGACCGGGCUGUAGCACGCAUCGCCACCCACCCUCAGUUCAGCAAGAAGAUUGAGGACAUUAAAGCUGCUGUGGAAGCCUUCAAAAAGGAUAGGAUGAAGGAUCUAAAGCAGGGAGGAGUGGAAAAGGUGCAAAUUAAAGCCGAAAAAGUAAAACCGCAGUCACCAGUCAAAAGCAAGGAAAAAAAGAGAGACAAAGAAGAGGCAAAUGUUAAAGUGCAGCUGAAGGGAAUGUCAGAAAACAAGGAAGGAGAUGUUAUCCUUAAAGACUCAAGUGAUGCUCAACCUAAAACAGACACUGUAAUAGCAGCUCAUUCAUCCAGCACUGCUGAUGUUCAAAAGAAAGACAUACCAGAGUCUGACAGUGUGCGUCCAGUAUCAACACAAAGUAUCAAAGUAAAGAACACUGUGAAAAAUAAUCCUCAAAGUAAAGGUGCAGAGAAGAAACCGAAUGCUGCGGUUCUUCAAAAACAGGAAAAGGAGGAAGAGAGUGAUUUAGAGUCAUCAGAUAAGGAAGAGAGUGAUUUAGAGUCAUCAGAUAAGGAAGAGAGUGAUUUAGAGUCAUCAGAUAAGGAAGAGAGUGAUUUAGAGUCAUCAGAUGAGGAAGAGAGUGAUUUAGACUCAUCUGAUGAGAAAGAGAAAGAGUACUUCGACGACAGCACAGAGGAACGUUUCCACAAUCAGUCCUCCCAGUCGGAGGAGAGCGAAGAUGACUUCUUCGUAGGAAAAGUCAGCAAAUACAGGAAGAAGAAGCAGAAGGAUGUAGAAGGGGAGAAAAAGGUGGUGAAGGGGGAGGAAGUGACAAGUGACAAGGCGACAACUUCAGACAAGUUCCAGAAUGAACUUGAUGAGCUCGAGUCCAGGCUGAAGUCUAAAUCAACCUCGCUUCAGUCUGUCUUCACUUCCCUCUCAGGGCCUCUGAAGAGUGCUGGCAGAGGUGCAGGCAGGGGAAGAGGUGGUGAUACAUUUAGGGGCCAAAGAAAGCCAAAUGCUGGAAGAGGUUUCAACAAAGAUUUCAGUAAACAAUCCAUGUUUCGAAAGGAGUUUACAGGAGCGGAAGAAAACUCAGGGACCAAGUACAGCAAGCCUGACGACAGACGGCGUGAGUCGGAGGAGAAGGGCUUUGCAUCUGGGGGCAGAGGGAGGGGACGAGGCAGAGGCAGAGGCGAUUUCACAAGGCACAUGGGUCGAGGUGCCUUUUCCCAGCAGGCACCACAGCAGGCGCUGCAUCCAUCCUGGGAGGCGAGUAAGAAAAGAAAGGAACAGCAAGGACAAAUCCUGGCCUUCCAGGGGAAGAAGAUCAAGUUUGACGACUGAACAGAAUCGAGUGACUCACAGAUUUUGUUGAUUCUUUUUGUCCGGCACAUUAUGUAAAUGUGAAGGUUGUCGCUCAUGAUGUUCUGUGACAGUGUUUUUAAAUUGUUUAAAAGAACAAAGGCCUGACAUUUCUUUCUAAAUCAUCAUGAGAAUUAAGUUGUUAAAAUAUUGGGAUUUCCAAAUGAGAAAUGCACCACUUAAGCAAAUAACUUCUCUGUGUUAUAGUUUUACCAGCUCACAACAGACAUGAGGAAGAUAUUUGUAAUUGGGGAUUUUGGGGGUAGUGAAUUUUUUUUUUUUAAACUUGUACACAGCUCUUUGCCUGACACAGUUUUUAACAUGGUAACUAUGGAUUAGUCAGUGUCUACAUUAUAUGAAGCUAAUGUAUGGAGAUACACAACAUUGAACCAAAUGACAGUUUUGGUUUUUCAUCAUUAUUUGUGUUUGAACAAUAUAAAUGUUGUACUUACAGAUAUAACCCCAUUUACUGUCUUUUUUCCUGAAAAUGGUACAUCAAUCAUCUGUUGGUCUUCUGUUUAAGUGAUGAAUAGGUUAAGUAUUCUGAAAACAAUGUGUUAGAUAGCUAAUGUCAGUCGGUUCCAAUUGUAUGAGAAAUUUAAAAUAACCCGACUUAGGAAGACAAUACUUAGAAGUCAGUAGAAGCAUGACGAAGUGUUGGGACGACUUUCAGUGGGAUGUGUCUCAAAGAUGGCAGCUGGUUGCCCUUGGUGAUAGCUGGUGUUUACAUCUGUCAAUUGGACAAAGAUGGAGUUAGCCCAUAAAAAUGAAUUUGCAUCAUUAAAAUUUUAACAUUACAGUCUCAUGACACUUAGGUAACACUUCUGAUUUAUCAUCAUUGUUGCUUCAUCUUGAUUUAAGGGCAGCUGAAUCAUGAAAAACUAAACUUUCAAACCGCUUGAAGCAUAUUGGUUAAUUAAGGGACAGUACUUUCAUGGUUUCAGUACCCAGGUAUAUGCAAAUAUGGUGUUAAUUUUCACCAAAAAUACAGAAUAUCUGAUAGCUGAUAAUAGUUUAAUUAAUUAAUUUCAGUCUUUCCUAUUGAAGUCAUUUUUUAGGUUGAACCUUGUCUUUUUUCAUUGGAGUUCACUUUACUGCAGUUUUUUACUAGUUCAUGUACUCUAGAGUAAUCUACAGAAAUGCAUAUAGUCUGUGUAUUUUUAGUCUACAUAUGCAACAUAGACCUGUUUUCAGCUUUUGUAUAGAGGGUUCUCAAAAAUAUUUUUUAUCUUAAGAAGUAGAAGUUUUUAAAUGAAUCACAAUUUAAUCCUCCAUCUUAUUAGAAAACUGAAUAAACACAUUUUGGUUUU
Paralichthys olivaceus (Japanese flounder) is the source of this 3276-nucleotide messenger RNA. It is a transcript of the gene srfbp1, whose product is annotated as serum response factor binding protein 1. Gene Ontology annotation, biological process: maturation of SSU-rRNA. Lineage: Eukaryota; Metazoa; Chordata; Actinopteri; Pleuronectiformes; Paralichthyidae. Gene Ontology annotation, cellular component: 90S preribosome; nucleus. The record is from RefSeq and is a predicted model, not a curated record.